This is a messenger RNA of Pochonia chlamydosporia 170, 216 nucleotides long. RefSeq lists its product as hypothetical. NCBI's taxonomy places the organism in Eukaryota, Fungi, Ascomycota, Sordariomycetes, Hypocreales, Clavicipitaceae. The transcript has a single exon. Bases 1 to 216 code for a protein of 71 amino acids. The record is from RefSeq and is a predicted model, not a curated record.
AUGCGUAAAGGCCAUCUUCAUUUUUCUCUUCUCUCAAUUAUCGGAACUUUCGGUCCUGAGUUUUUGCAUCGUGGGCUAAUCAUCACGCGAUCCAGCCGUUGCGUUUGCUCCAUCUUGGAAACACAUCCGUCCACAUCUUCCAUCUUCCAUAUCUUGGAGCUGCUACAGCGGCAUUCACGGUUCAAAAUUUUGUUGUACUGGCCUGCCUGCAGUUAG